AUGGUUCGCAUCACCACCUGGAAUGUCAACGGCAUUCGCAACCCGUUUGGCUACAAGCCAUGGAGUACGAACCGGACAUUCAACGCCAUGUUCGAUAUCCUCGAGGCGGACAUUGUCAUCAUGCAAGAGCUGAAGAUUCAGCGCAAGGAUCUGACAGAUGAUAUGGUGCUUGUGCCUGGCUGGGAUUGCUACUUCAGUCUGCCAAAGCACAAAAAGGGUACUUGCCCAUACUACGCAAUGCUUGCUCUGCGAUCUCCUACUAACUCUGUGUGUGCGCCCAUACGUGCCGAAGAAGGCGUUCUAGGCGCCCUCUGCCCUCCCGGCUCGACGACAUCGUACCGCGACCUCCCCGAAUCUGCCAGCAUCGGCGGCUACCUCAGCCCAUCUCAAGUCGCCAGUCUCCCUCCCGAUCUCGAACCUGACAGUCUCGAUUCAGAAGGACGAUGUUUGGUGCUCGAGUUUCCAGCCUUCGUCCUCUUCGGCGUCUACAGUCCAGCGAACAGCAACGGCCUGCGUGACGGCUUCCGAACCGGCUUCCUUACAGCGCUGGAGACACGGAUACGGAACUUGACUAACAUGGGCAAAAAUGUGAUACUCACGGGCGAUCUCAACGUCUCUAGGGAUCUGAUCGAUACGGCCAGGGCACAGGACAAUAUGCUGGCAGAAGGAAUGACGCAUGAUGAGUACUUGAGCACGCCGAAUCGCCGAAUUUUCAAUCAGCUGUUGCUGAAUGGAGUGGUGCCGGGCCAAAGGGACAAAGGGCGAGAAGAGCCAGUACUAUACGACCUGUGUCGAGAGUUCCACCCAGACCGCGAAGGCAUGUUCACACACUGGGAGCAGAAGAUCAACGCUAGGCCAGGCAAUUUUGGGUCACGUAUCGAUUUCAUACUGUGCAGUAUUGCCAUCAAGGACUGGUUCAAAGAGGCGAACAUUCAGGAAGGACUCAUGGGGUCGGAUCAUUGCCCAGUGUACGCUGUCACAAAAGACGUAGUGCCAAUAUCACAGGGAUCGACAACGGAGGAGAACAAGGUUGAAGAAAUGGUACAUAUUUUGGAUUUGAUGAAUCCAGCUAGCAUGUUCAAAGACGGUGUACGGCAACGAGAGUACGACGCAGUCAAGGAUGUUCCACCGCUCAGCGGAAAGCUACUAGCAGAGUUUACCAAAAGGAGAAGCAUCCGAGAUAUGUUCAGUAAGAAGCCCGCUCUACCAAAAUCUGCGCCAACACCAACGCCAAAGGUAAUUGAGAAGGAAACUACGACAAAGGCAGAUGUUGCGUCUACCCCUAGUAAGAUCAUCAACGAUUCUGAUAAAGACCUCGAAUUGGCAAUCGCGGCCUCUUUGGCAGACAUGCCCUCAGCAGUUGAUGGCAACCCUACAUCAAGCCAGAGCCCGCUCAAGUCGGCUGAGAAGCGACGCGCUUCAGCAUCCGCAUCUCCCAACAAAUCAGUCAAGAGGGGCAAAACCAACGCCCUGACCACUGCACCCAAAGCGUCAAAGGGCCAACAGUCACUGAAGGGCUUCUUUCAAACCCGAACUAAACCUGCAGAUGAAGAUCCUGUCAAGGACUCAGCACCACCCGCCUCACCGUCUACAACCAGCGAUGCGCCUAGCCAAUCCAUUACAGACAUGUCUGUUCCCCAAUCGUCCAUACCUUCCGACUCCUUCGACGCUGAUCCGCGCGCCUCUCAGGAAGCAUCAAAGGAAGGUUGGACAAAGCUCUUCUCUAAAAAACCGAUACCGCGUAUCGGCUCUUUGGUAUACCGUCCCAAGCCGAUCAUAAUGUCCCAAAAAGACCAGUCUAGUACAUAUCGGCCCUUGGAUCACUCGCGCCAGCAAAUUCGACUCCUCGCAUUUAACGCCGAUCUGAAUCUAAGAUUUGAGGUAUUCGAUCUUGCGAAUUGUCCCCCAUACGUCGCGUUGAGCUACACAUGGGGACUUCCAACCAACGACUACCACAUCGAGCUGAAUGGCUGCGUACACAACGUGCGAUACAACCUUGUCACAGCUUUAGUUGCAAUAUAUGGCCAUGUGAAGCGAGGCCAACCAUGGAGCUACUUUUGGAUCGAUGCUUUGUGUAUAAAUCAAGAGGAUUUACUGGAAAAGAACGAGCAAGUUGCGAUGAUGAGCGACAUCUACAAAUCCGCCGAACAUGUUCUAGUCUGGCUGGGAAACGAUGCUGAUGGAAUCUUGAAGCGCUUUGCACGAGAAGCGUUGACAAUCGACUCGCGUGGACUCUACGAUAGAGUCGCCUUUCACGAAACUGAACUGUAUCCGCUACUCAACAACGUCUACUGGACACGGAUGUGGACGAUCCAGGAGUAUGAACUAGCGCAAAACAUCAUCUUCACGUCGAAGACUGAGUUGGCAACCGUGCCGAGCCUUCUAAACAUGUUCCGAAAUGUACGCUUCCACAUCGACACCAUUCCCAAUGAUCAACGAAUCGAAGGCACCGACUCUGGCAACUUCCACGCGAACCAUAUGGACAUACCCCGUCGCCUGAGCGAUAAGCACUUUGGCAAGUACCGCUCCAAAGAAGUCGACCAACCUAUCCGAUUCAAGCCCAAUAGCCUUCCGAACCUAGUUUGGACGAACAACUACAAGGGUUGUCAGGAUCCGAGGGAUUACGUAUACGCCAUUCUGAGUCUCGUGGAUUGGAGCUUGCAUCCUGGAUUAGAGCCGCUGAAGGCGGAUUAUCGCUUGAGUCCGGGAAAGUUAUGGGAGCAGGUACAGGCUUACGGCUUGGAUAAAGGGCUUUUGCCGUUCAGGCUCAAGAAAGAAAUUGAGAAGGAAGGGUAUGAUGUUGAUACGACGCUGAGGAUAAAACUGCCCCCGUUUCCGGCGCGUUGA
Alternaria atra is the source of this 2847-nucleotide messenger RNA. RefSeq lists its product as uncharacterized. Gene Ontology annotation, biological process: DNA repair. Gene Ontology annotation, molecular function: DNA binding; endonuclease activity. The transcript has 3 exons. The record is from RefSeq and is a predicted model, not a curated record. The coding region runs from base 1 to 2847 and encodes 948 amino acids. NCBI's taxonomy places the organism in Eukaryota, Fungi, Ascomycota, Dothideomycetes, Pleosporales, Pleosporaceae.